Engraulis encrasicolus (European anchovy) is the source of this 4150-nucleotide messenger RNA. It is a transcript of the gene tnfrsf11a, whose product is annotated as tumor necrosis factor receptor superfamily, member 11a, NFKB activator. Gene Ontology annotation, molecular function: tumor necrosis factor receptor activity; cytokine binding. The transcript is spliced from 10 exons. Lineage: Eukaryota; Metazoa; Chordata; Actinopteri; Clupeiformes; Engraulidae. Gene Ontology annotation, biological process: lymph node development; response to interleukin-1; positive regulation of bone resorption. Gene Ontology annotation, cellular component: external side of plasma membrane. The coding region runs from base 608 to 2971 and encodes 787 amino acids. The record is from RefSeq and is a predicted model, not a curated record.
GUCCCUAUAUUUCUCGCUUUAUUCGUCUCCUCAGGCCUAAUAAUUCAAUAUGAUUUUUAAUCACCUUCUGUCAAGAACUGCUGUGGAAAUGUGAUAGCAGGUGAAUAGGCUAAAUGAGUAAAUAAUGAAAAUAGGCUACAUUUUCACUUAUAGCCUAUCCCUGACAAAUAAUAAUGAGAUUGAAAAAGAUAAGCCUUGAUUCAUUGCUUUUAAAUGCCAAAAGAAAUUACACAGUCGUAAAACCCACCUGUAAAUCAGUGUCCAGAGUGAUCUACGUGGGGCUCUUUUCCUUUUUGCCUUCCAAAACGAUUAUGAGGAAUGGGCGGAGCGGGUUGAAGUCUGAGACACAGAUUACUACACUCGCCUGCCAGACACUCAGAUUCACUCCAGAGCGCGUGGGUGAGUGUUCAUCGCGCGGAGGGGCCUGACGCACGAGAAUGCUAAACGUUCCAGAGACUGAACACCACCGGACAGGCUUCAAGAGAAAAGCGCUCCUCAAAUCCGUGUCGCUUAACUGGACCAUAACAUAACGGGAAUUGUGCUGCCAUCACUUACAAAGAGAGCGAGAGGGUCAAAUUGACCAGGUCCCGUCUUUGAAGGAUCCAUCAUGAGGUUGACGUUUACGACCAGCUGGAUAUUUCAAGGCUGGAUAGCGAUUCUCCUUAUUCAAGUGGUCCACUCCAAGCACUGUAAGCCCAACCAUUUUUUGUCCAAAGACAAACAGAGAUGCUGCAUCAAGUGUGAACCAGGGACGUAUGUGUUUGCCCAGUGCACCGCCAACUCGGAGACCAAGUGCCGUCCGUGUUCAGACAACUCAUACCAACCCGACUGGAACAGCGAUGACAAGUGCAUUCUGCAGCGCUUCUGCGACAAGGUGAAGGGUUUCAGCCAGGAUCGCCCCCAGAACCCCAAAGCGGCUGUCCCCUGCCCCUGCAUGGAGGGCUUCCGCUGCUCCUUGACCAACUGUGAGUGGUGCGAGCGUAUCCCGCAGUGCCCCUCCGGACAAGGGUUCACUACAGAAGUGUCGAGCCAGGGUAACUGUAAGCCGUGUCCCGAAGGAUACUUCUCUGACAACGUCUCUACUGACCCCUGCAGGCCCUGGACCAAGUGUAAGGACUUUGGGAAGCCUGAAGUAAAGCCUGGGACUGCCGAAAACGACGCUGUAUGUGGACCAGCAGUGCUCGUUUCCUCCACGUCUGGUGUGGUGGUAGCCAUUUUGUCUGUCAUCAUGGUCGUCUCUCUGCUCAUCCUCACUCUCUUCUGCUACAAGGACAAAAUGAAACUCCUCUCAGUGAACGUGAGAUCUUGUGUUCAAAACCUGAAAAGGAGCAGAAUACAACAGGAGACUAUGGCACCCCCUUACAACGGCCCCCAGCCCUGCACCUACGAGAUCACCCGUCUGCUUCGGCCGGACGAGUCGUCCACCCUGUGCCCCAGCACCGUGCUGACCAUCAGCCGGGAACAGGAGAGAGAGGAGUGCACGCCGGCCUCCCUCAGCCCUGUGGCAGUGGAGGGCACACCCAGCAGCCCCACACUGUCCAAGGGCAGCACACGGUCAUUGGAGGCCAGCUGCACAGCAGUGGAGCUGGAGAGCGUGAGUGUAGGGGUGGAGGGAUCCACCCUGCCUCUAUCAAGCAGCUCCAACUCCAGCUCCAGCUCAACCUCCAGUUCCGGGUUGAGAUCCAGUUCUGGCUCCGGAUCCGGGUCCGGGUCCAGAUCCAGUUCUGGGUCUUGCAGUUGUGGCGCCACCAUGAAGGAGCCGGUGGAGCUGGGGGAGAAUGAGGACUGUAGCCAGGUGGUGGCCAAUGGGCCAAGUGGGGCAUGCGCGUGCUCCUGCGGGGGCGCCGUGGAGCAAGGAGAGGAGGAGGACGAGGAGGAAGAGGAACAGGAGAGGGACAGUGGAGUAGUAGCCAGAAACAAACUUGGGAAGGCCACCAGAACAAAAGAACAAGCGCAGGGAGCUAAAGACAAGGCAGCAGGCAGCGCAACAGCAGCAGGAGCAGUUGUGGAGUUGCGAAAUCUAGGUAGCGCAGCAGGACUAUCCAGAGGACCAGAGGAGUCCCCGCUCUGCCAGAACUGCUGCCCCGAGGUGGGCGCCGUGGGCUCCCUGGGCUGUGCGGACUGCACGGAGCAACUUGGGGCUUCUCAGGAUCUUUACCUGGACUACAGCAGCCUCGGACAGGGGAAGGAGGCCAUGUCCGUAGCCUCUGCCAGGGGUCGGGGAGACGGGGGACAUCCGGUCGGCUCCGAGGUGCCCCAAGGCACCAUGGGUGUUAUGUACACGCCCACCAGCCCUAGAACAACAGACUUACAUGCUCACGGAGCAACGACAUCGCCAGCUCUGUCGUCAUCGUCAUCAUCAUCUUCCUCCUCCUCGUCAUACUUAUCAUCAUCGGCGUCAUCGGCGUCGACAGCGCUGAUGAGUGGUAGGGAGCAGGCCCUCUCGUCGCUGAGCUGUAGCAUGGACCUUAAGCUCUCCGAGAUGGACGUGCAGCAGGACUACCAGCCCCAAUGCCCCGAAACCGCUCUGGCUUCAGGUCAGGUGACUGGGAACAACAACACCACCUUCAUCUCCAACGGCCAGGUCAUGAACUUCAGCGGGGAGGUCAUCGUGGUCUACGUCAGCCAAACGUCUCAGGACGGCACCGGUGGAGGAGGAGUUGGAGGAGGAGGUGGAGGAGAAGGAGUACCAGGAGGAGGGGGAGGAGGAGGUCCAGAGACCAGUGAGCCCUUCAGCUGCCCUGUGCAGGAGGAGUCCAGCAGCAACGCACACAUCAGUGCCAACAACGAGGGGUCCAACGGCCCGAGCACACCCAAAAAGAGCCAGGCGCAUAGCCAGAGCCCGCACCCGCACCCGCACCCGCACCGGUCGGGGGCCAGAGUUCCACUGAGCCCGUCCAGGCCAGCACGGCAGGGCGGCAGCAUACCCGUCCAGGAAAUGGCACGACGGUGGCCCGGAGCAGUCAAAUGAGGGAGAGGGUCGUUCACAAGAUGGUGGAAAGACCAUGGAGGUGUGUUGUUCAUCAAAGCCAUCAAAACUCUAUUCAGCCUGUGUCUGAAAUGGGGACUCUUUCACUACAUACACAAUAAAAAUACAGUGUUAAUUCAACACUUCUAAACUUCUCUGGGACCAAACAGUCUGGAAGGUGUUACAUCGUAUCUCAAGUGUUGAAUUAACUCAUGCAUUUUUUAUACUGUGUAGCUGUUUGUUGCGUUGUUUUUCUCACUACAUUAUGCAGCAUGUAGUACAAGAGUUGACAUUUCGGGUUCAAACGUUUCAAAGAGUUGGAGCUGUAGCUUUCUUCUUCUUCAUGGUCUACGGUCUCCAUUCCUUAAAAACGGACCUUUGUUGAAGCACUGUGUUGAGGUGCUUCUGUUGUGUAUAUGAUAAAAUGCUAUGCAUUUGUUGAUUGUGUAUUAUAAGUGGCCUUUGCUGUCUACUACAUAUGGCCGUUUCUCAAUGCCCAGUGUUCUAGCCUUUUGCUAGGACGUGAAGCGCCCAGUGAUUGGAUACUCUUUAAUGAAGUCCGCUCCGCAGAGUAUCCAAUCACUGGGCGUUUCACGUCCUAGCAAGGCUAGAACACUGGGCAUUGAGAAAGGGCCAGUGUUUUCUACACUACAGCAUCAGAGUUACUUGAUGCUGCAGAUGCAGAUGUGGAUCAUUUAUUUUCCUGGAUUCAAAACUUGGAUGCCUUUGAACAUCUCAUUGACUGGUUUGUCAGAAGAUGCAUGCAUUUGUGUCUCCUCAGACAAUACUGAAAACAUUGUUUUCUUUCCUCUCUACUGGCAUACAAAGACGGAUGUACAGACAGACAGACAGACAGACAGACAGACACACGCUGCACGCUCAGAGAGACAAAACACAUACACAUAAACAUUCAAAUCAUAGACACAAAAGCGUGUGCGCACGCACGCACGCACAAAUGUGUAUACUUGGGCACUUUGGAGCAAAAGCAGAGAUGUCCUUUGAAAGAAACAGUGAAAGUACAGCAAACAGUAAAACAAAAGCAUAUUGUCUCCCUGCCUGUGUGUCUGGGUCUCUCUGAGGUGUCUCCAGGCACUUCGUCUAGCUGAGGUCGGCCACUCAGACAGGCGACUUACCAAUGCACACACACACUCACUCACACACACUCACACACACACACACACA